Blepharisma stoltei is the source of this 4154-nucleotide messenger RNA. NCBI's taxonomy places the organism in Eukaryota, Ciliophora, Heterotrichea, Heterotrichida, Blepharismidae. The record is from the annotation of a GenBank genome assembly.
AUGGAGGAAAAAAAGGACAAGAAAGCUUAUCCUAAAAAGCAAAUUUCAGCUUCCAACUCAUCGAAAUCUGGCGAUUCAGAAUCAAGUCUCAGCGAUGAUAGUGCUGAAGAGCAGAAAUAUGACAAAAAGGAUGAAACUCCUAAAAACUUUGCCAAAAAAUAUGCUUAUUUAUAGAGGCUAGCCAUUAAAAUUAAUAAAAAAAUAAGUGAAUUUAAUUUAUAUAGAAAAAUAUAUAAUCCUUUGAUCGUUCAACCUGAAGAAACUCAAGAGCAAGCUGCUAUCUCUGAAUAUGACCCUAAAAACCUUCUUGAUCAUAUUAAAGCAGGCUAUUUUGGUUUAGAAGACCAUUUAUAUGCUGAUACUGCAGGGAGUAAGCCAAUAAUCACCAGCCAGCUUGACAAAGAAAUGCCAUUUUUAGGGAAAAAUCUUCCUUGCCACUCUUCACAAGCGAUUUUCAUUGCCCAAGACCCAGACCGAAUGAGCUUAUUAAAAGCCUUAAUAUCAGGCCCAGUCAAUACUCCUUACUCCUACGGUCUUUAUAUAUUUGAUAUACUUCUAUCUGAAAACUAUCCACAAGCUCCACCAACAAUCGGUAUAUCGACAGGGCACAAAGAAGUAAGAUUGAGCCCAUGUUUUGCGGAAAACGGGAUCGUCCAUUGCCAUCUGCUCAACAAUUGUGAUGGCAAUACAGAAAUUGGCACCUAUUUUUUUUGGUAAAAAGCCAUUAAUUUUGUGAAAAAGAUCAAAAAUAAGGUAAAAAAAUUAGACAAAAUCCAGAUACCCAGAAAUCUGUUGGGAUCCAGCAAACAGCAAUCUUUAUCAGCUUUUAAUUACUAUCCAAGCUUUAAUACUUGACUAUGCAAUUGUUCAAAAACAAGCAGAAUUUGAAGACAUGCUGAUAGAUUCUGAUGAAAACGUUGCCUAUUCAAACGUUAUUAAAUAUGCAAAUGCGAGAUGGGGAAUUUUGGAACCUUUGAGAAAAUUAAAGGAAAAUAAUUAUGAGCAUUUUGUAUCAAGAUUUUUUAGGAUGAAUAGAGGUAACAUAAAGCAUAUGAUCAAUAAGUGGAUUGAGGAAGCAAAAAAUGAUAGGAUUGAUUAUGCUUUUUAAAAUAUUUUGUAUAGGAUAAUUAUAAUUAUUUAUUAGUUUUAUAUUAGAAAAACAUCAUAUCAUUGUCAUUAUCUUAUUAUUCGUUAUUUAAAUUAGAAUAUAAUAAAACACUGCUUGUUUCUGUGCAUAAUCCAGCAAUUACCAACCUUUUCACACAAAAAGGCUUCGGAGCUUGUUUACAAGAAAUUUUACCAGAAAUUAGCACGCUACUUGACUCUUUGCCUGAUUUUGACCCAUGUGACGACUAUAGUAAAAAUUCCAGUUAUAGUGAAGACUAUGAAGAGUCCAAGCAGCCUAUUCUUUUGCGUGAAGCCUCUCAAAAUGAUCCUCAGCCCCCUGAAAGCAGCAGCCUCUAUUACCAAACCCUCAAAGAUUUGAGAUUUAACACCUAUGAUAUUUUUAACUCAGGAAAUCACGUAUGCCUAGACCAACUAGGCGGCAAAGAAGAAAUGGCGAGCAGCCUAAACCGGUACUCAAAAGAAAUAAAAGUCCUAUCCCAGCACCUUCCUUGUGAGCCUACUGGUGCAGUUUUUGUAGUUAUGGACACAGAAAGGAUGGACUUAAUGAAAGCUUUAAUUUCUGGUACCGAAGACACCCCUUACGCCCAUGGUCUUUAUGAAUUCCAUAUAGCAUGUCCUGGGAACUACCCGAAAAAACCUCCAGCAAUGCGAAUAGCUACAACUGCCAAAGGGACAGUCAGAUUUAACCCAAAUCUCUAUGACGACGGUUACGUCUGUUUGUCUAUCAUAAAUACAUGGGACGGUGAUCCUAGUGAAAGGUGAAAUCCAGGCCACAGCAAUAUUUUACAAGUCCUCUUGUCAAUCCAAGUCCUUGUCAUGGACAACAUGGUCAUCCAAAAAGAGCCUGAAUUUGAGCACCUUGACGUAAAUUCUCCUGAAAAUGUAGCAUAUUGCAACAUUGUGAAAUAUAAUAACGCGAAAUAUGCCAUUUUGGAGACCAUAAAGCACCCACCUGAAGAAUUCAAAGAAAUCGUAUGGAGGCAUUUUUCGUUAAAAAGAAACGCAAUUAUGAAGACUUUGGACGCGUGGGUUGAGGAUGCGAAAUCGUUUAAAAUGAAAAUUACGAACAAAGAAGAGGAUUAUUUGGUAAAAGACCAUAACCCAAAGACAAUUAGUAUGUUUAAAAAGCAUGGGUUUUAUAAUUUGUUGGUAAAGGUGAGGAAUGAGAUUUUGACUGAAAUUGAUAAGCUGGAGGUAUUAGGGGAACCAAGGGUUGUAUAUACACUUUUUAGAUAAAUAGGAAUGGUAAAUAAAAUAUAAGACGUAAUUAGAUGAAAAUAUAUAUGAAAUGCUUGAAAUACCUGAUGAAAACGCAGAAGAGCCUUAUACAAGGAGUUUGUCAGCUUAUAGCUAUGGGCAUCAAGAUCUGUUUGAGGCUGGAGGGUUUAGACAUAGCUUGUUUAGAUAUCUGGCACCAAUAGGGCAUUUUAAUAAUGUAAAAGCAAGAUUUCAAGAAGAAAAAGAUUUACUGACACAAAAGCUGCCAUGUGUAGGAAAUAAUUCUAUUUUUGUAGUGUCUGAUAAUGAACGAUGGGAUUUAUUGAGAGUUUUAGUAUCAGGGCCAGCAGGAACUGACUACACAAGUGGUCUGUAUUUAUUUGACAUUGUAUGUACCAGCAGCUAUCCUGACGCACCUCCUCAAGUAAUUUUAGUUACAAAUGGCCGAUGUAAGGUAAAAUUCCAUGAAAAUUUGACUGAGUCAGGAGAAGUUGUGGUUCCUUUGUUAACUGGGAAAUGAAGCUCAGACUGCCAUAUCUUAGACCUUCUCUUAGAAAUCCAAGAAUUAUUUAUACCUUCUCUGUAUAAAUUUUUUUAUAUUAUUGUUAAUUUCUAUAAUAUAGUAUUAUAAGACAUAAAAACAAAUUAUUCCAUAGACACCUCUGAUGAACAAUUACUAGAGAAAUGAAAAACUGCCCAAGCCAUUAUCAGGUACAACAAUUUGUGCUACGCUAUAAUAGAUGUUAUAAAAAAUCCUCCCCAAGAAUUCGCUGAUAUAAUUCCCCAACACUUUGAUUUUAAGAGUAAAGAGCUUAUAAAAGAUAUAGAGAAAUUUAUAGCAGAAGGCGAAUCCCUUAAAAUAUUUAAUGAUGAGCUAUUGCCUAAUCCUUAUACAAUCCAGAGAAAUAAAAUGUGGAUGCUGAUGGAAAUUGAUCUUUGAGGAGCACACCAUAUAGAGCAAGUAGGAAAGUUUGUUUCUCCCCUGAAGGUUUUCCUAUACUGCCAGGUGGGCUAGAAAAGUUUUGCAUCCAACAUAGUCUUCGCCCAUAGGGCUAUUAGGGGCGCCUACAAAUGGUCUAUAACCUAAGGAGCUGACCUUUAGGUUAGGUGAGUUUCUCUAGAAAAUUCAAGAGGGUGUAAUUGGGCCUUACACCAUUGCAUCGCCUUUCUGAAGUCAAGGUAGUCUGACUAGUGGAGAUUCUGCUUAUGACCGUUCAAAUCUUAAUAUUAUACAAUCCAGACCUUCCAAGAACAAGGUUAUACCAAUUUGCUAGGAGUCGCGCUAACAGAAAUAUCAGGACUAAUUGAAGGAUCAUUAGGAGAAAGUGAUUAUGACGAACAGUAUGACGAAGACGAAGAAAACUACUCAAAGAAAAAUAUUUCGAACCAAGGUGUGGCAGUAAAAAAAUACUUGACAAAGUAUGAAAAAUCUGUUUCUGGUUCUGAUUCUGAUUCUGGGUCUUAUUCGGGGUCCUCUGAAGAAGAAAUUCCUAACUCCCCCUAUAUAAGUGAGCUAAGCCAUUAGAAAAAUCAUGUUUUUGGGAAAAUCUAAACCACGAGCGAGCAAAAAAAAAUUUGUAAAACUAUUUUGGCAUAAAAAUGAUAAUCAUUAUAAUGAAAUCUACAGCUAUUUCUAUUUAAUUUUAACAGAGUUCUAAAACAUAAAUGUUAUUAAUUAAAUUCUUUUUCCUCCAAAUUUGAUAUUUUUAAUUUGAUAAAAAUAUUUUGCUUUAAAUUUAUAAAUUUAAAAAAAAAAAUUUAGCCGACAAUUUGAAGUGAGUAAGAAAAAGAUGAAAAAAAAGAAUUAG